Messenger RNA from Syngnathus acus (greater pipefish), 1288 nucleotides. RefSeq lists its product as uncharacterized. The record is from RefSeq and is a predicted model, not a curated record. NCBI's taxonomy places the organism in Eukaryota, Metazoa, Chordata, Actinopteri, Syngnathiformes, Syngnathidae. The transcript is spliced from 7 exons. The coding region runs from base 185 to 1186 and encodes 333 amino acids.
AACAUGAGUCUCUCCGUGCAAUUCUUCAUUACGUCUGCGCUGAGCAUACACUUGAGGUUUUUGUUCCCCGAUUAACUUUGAAUUUCAUUUUCUUCCCUGCUCGGAUCAACCCAAAAGAAAAGAGGAAAUUCGACUUCUUCAUCUCACUUUUGUUUAUUGCUAAAUCAUUUCCUUCUCACCCGCCAUGCUUCUUGCACACGCAAAGGUGUCGGCCUUGCUGCUUCUGGCAGCUGGACAUGAUACGACUACGGCACUUGCUGUGGAGCGGGUGCGCUACUCGCCGGUCAAGUGCGCGGUGCGCGGCUCCACCGUGACGUUGUGGUGCUCCUUCACCGCCAUCAUGCCAGUGGUUCGGGUGGUGUGGUGCGUCAAUCACCUCAUUUGUCAAAGAACCACGCCGUCCGUGUACGACAGCAACAAGCCCAACGAGAACUUGCGCUUCGUGUACUUGGGGGACCACGAGAACAACUGCACGCUGCAGAUCCGCCAAAUCAUCAGCGAAGACAACACCACCUUCCGAUUCCGGAUGGAAGCCGGAAACACAAAAGGACAUUUCACCGGCCAAACGGGCGUGACCGUCAGCGUUCUCGAUGCCGAGCCGAUGAGGGUGCAGAGCUCCGCCCCCGGUCCCAUGAGCGUGGGCGCCGCCGUGACGUUGAGCUGCACGUCCCGUUGCUCCUUCCACGAUCUGGACGUGCGCUGGCAUAAAGACGGGCAACCCCUGCCGGAGUCCGGCCCCACCCUCAGGCUGACGGCCGAACGGUCGGCCAACUACACUUGCAACCUGGCCCUCCUUCCAAAUACCAUGUCGCCACCCUUUAGGCUGAACGUGGCAGAACUGCGCACAGGUGGACAUUUUGUUUUGACGCUCAGCGUCUCCUUGGGCCUACUGAUGGCGCUGCUCCUCACCGUUGCCAUCGUCUUGUUCCUCAACAAACGCAGGAAGCGUCGGCAGGCGUCUCCUCACGAUGGCAAACGAGUCAACAAGGAGCGUGAGAAGUGUGAACAGGUGUACGGUAACACGCAACCAGGUGGUGACCGAGGCGGUCCAGAUGCAGAGGAAGCGGGCCGGAGUGCAGACGAAGUCAGUUAUGCCGCUGUACAGUUCAAAGCAAAGGCCGUCAACAGGCCGGUGGAAACCAAGGAGGACGUGGUCUACGCGUCAAUAGCGCGUCUGUCCCCGUGAACGCUCAGCAGAAGGAAGCCACGUUGACCCAUGUGGCGUCACACGCACGCCCCAAGUGAUGUCGCACUUUCUCACGUUUCAAUAAAGUCGGAGCAAACGCCA